Messenger RNA from Spodoptera littoralis (African cotton leafworm), 359 nucleotides. Lineage: Eukaryota; Metazoa; Arthropoda; Insecta; Lepidoptera; Noctuidae. The record is from the annotation of a GenBank genome assembly.
AUGCUUCGGCACGAAUGGGCCGGCUCGACCGGAGUGAUACCACGGCCUCACAGAAACAUGACGAAACACAACGAAAGUGUCGUUUCACGUCGUAUGAGUGAGGUUACCGGAGCCCCAAUUACCCUCCCCUUCCCCAAUAUCCCCAAUUCCUGAAUCCCUAUCGAUCCUCAAACUCCUAAUCCCCAAAAGGCCGGUAACGCACUUGUAACACCUCUAGUGUUUCAGGUGUUCAUGAGCGACGCUGAUUGCUUACCAUCAGGUGAUCCGUCUGCUCGUUUACCAGCUUAUGCCAUAAAAAAAAAUUGUACCUAGACCGGCCACGUUUAAUUUUUGUAUGUUUUUUAUUUCUUGCGAAUUUA